Messenger RNA from Penicillium digitatum Pd1, 2124 nucleotides. RefSeq names its product putative poly(ADP)-ribose polymerase PARP. Gene Ontology annotation, cellular component: nucleolus. Lineage: Eukaryota; Fungi; Ascomycota; Eurotiomycetes; Eurotiales; Aspergillaceae. The record is from RefSeq and is a predicted model, not a curated record. Gene Ontology annotation, biological process: double-strand break repair; protein poly-ADP-ribosylation. Gene Ontology annotation, molecular function: NAD+ poly-ADP-ribosyltransferase activity; NAD+-protein mono-ADP-ribosyltransferase activity.
AUGUCAAAUCAAGGCUUCAAAGCACUUGUCAUUGCUGUGGGCGGGACCUUUCCCAAUCUUAGACAAGCGGAUCUAAAAGCACUUAUUGAGAAGAAUGGAGCGACCUUCAGCACGGCAGUUACAGAGGAUAGUACCCAUCUGGUGACUACUGAGAAGGAUGUGGAGAAGGGAACUACCAAAUAUAAACAAGCUUCCCAGGUUGUCAAUUGUCACAUUGUCCCACUUUCGUGGCUUCUUGACUCAGACCAGGCCAAGAAGCCAUUGCCGGAGUCAAAUUAUUCAUUUGGGCAGGCUGAGCAGGCGUCUAAGUCAGACGAAGACACAAAUACCAAGGUUGUGGACGCCAAUGCGUCUGUUCCUAUGGAUAACAAGCGUACCUUGAGGAAACGAGCUGUGGAUGCGGUUUCUCCCGAAAAUGAUGCUGAAAAAAAGACAAACGACACCAAGAAGAAUAGUGCAAAUGGUAAAGCUGCCAUGGAUAAGAAACUUACAACCAAGAAACGUCGCGCGGAUGAAGAUUCUGGUAAGAGUGGUUCAAACAAAAAGGCAAAGGACAUCCAAAAGACAGCCACAACGGCGAUUAAUGUCCCAAUUGACGAUGGCUUCGAGGAACUGGGUAAACUCAAGGACCCAAAAGUCUACAUUGACAGUGCAGGCCUCAUCUGGGAUGCCACCCUGAGCCAGACUGUGGCAGCCAACAAUGCCAACAAGUUUUAUCGUGUUCAAUUGUUGGCUGGUGCAAACUCAAAGUACUUUGCAUGGACGCGCUGGGGUCGAGUUGGGGAGCAUGGGCAGUCAGCUUGUCUCGGGAACGGUCAUUUAGCAGACGCAAUGCAGCACUAUGAGAAGAAGUUCAAAGACAAGACCGGCCUCAAGUGGUUGAACCGACUCGAUAUUCCUAAGCACGGAAAGUACACAUUCCUUGAGCGCAACUAUGAAGAGGACGACGAAGGGGAAGAGCAAGUGAAAGCGGAGAAAACUAUGAAGGAAGAAGACGACAUGCUGCCCCAGCCUGAGAGCACUUUAUCUGAAGGGCUUCAAAACCUCAUGUCUUUCAUUUUCAACAAACAAAACGUUCUCGACACAUUGGCCGCAAUGUCCUACGACGCUCACAAACUACCGCUGGGGAAGCUGAGUGACAGAACUUUGAAAAGCGGAUUCAUGGUUCUGAAAGAGAUCUCCGAGCUCAUGAUUACACCUACCUUGGCACAAGAAAAGUAUGGCCUACCAUACACUGAUGCCAUAGAGACAUUGAGCAACCGAUAUUUCACCUUGAUACCCCACGUCUUUGGUCGCCACCGACCCCCGACCUUGAAUACGAACGCACAGAUCAAGAAGGAAAUCGAUUUACUGGAGGCACUGACUGACAUGGACGUUGCGAAUGAAAUCAUGGUAUCGUCCAAGGAAGACGAUGACACCCACCCAUUGGAUCGCCAGUUCCAGAGUCUGGGCAUGGAGGAGAUGACAGAGCUGGAUCAUAAAUCAAGCGAGUUCGUAGAACUCGAGAACUACCUCCAGAACUCCCGCGGCCAGACACAUAACAUGAGCUACAAGGUAGUGAACAUCUUCCGCAUCGAGCGCCAAGGUGAAAAUGACCGCUUUAAUGCCUCCCCCUACGCCACUAUCCCAAACAGCGACCGCCGCCUCCUCUGGCACGGAUCUCGCAGCACAAACUUCGGUGGUAUCCUCAGCCAAGGACUGCGCAUUGCACCGCCCGAAGCACCUGUCAACGGAUACAUGUUUGGUAAGGGUGUGUAUCUAGCUGAUACAUCGAGCAAAUCCGCAAACUAUUGCUGUCCCUACAACAGCCGGGGGAUGGGAUUGCUUCUUCUCUGCGAUGCGGAGCUCGGUGCGCCCAUGCUGGAGCUUGAACAUAGCAACUACAACGCUGGCGAAGUGGCGCACAGUGAGGGCAAGAUUGCGACUCUCGGCAAGGGUUCGAACAUUCCUGGUGGGUGGAAGGAUGCUGGGUGUUUGAAUCCGUCUUUGCAGGGUGUGACAAUGCCUGAUGUGGCUAUGGGCAUGACCGAAGAUCCUCAAAGUGGUUUGUACUACAAUGAAUACAUUGUGUACGAUGUUGCGCAGAUUCGACAGCGAUAUUUGUUCCAGGUUAAGAUGAACUGA